Hyalella azteca is the source of this 982-nucleotide messenger RNA. RefSeq names its product neurotrophin 1-like. The transcript has a single exon. Gene Ontology annotation, molecular function: Toll binding; growth factor activity. Lineage: Eukaryota; Metazoa; Arthropoda; Malacostraca; Amphipoda; Hyalellidae. Gene Ontology annotation, cellular component: extracellular region. Bases 17 to 898 code for a protein of 293 amino acids. The record is from RefSeq and is a predicted model, not a curated record. Gene Ontology annotation, biological process: central nervous system formation; innate immune response; regulation of Toll signaling pathway.
UCUGUUGUUCGCACUCAUGCGGCAUGGAGCAUGUGAGUCAGCGACGGAUGCUGAUCCCGCCAUUGUCUCCCACCGAGGUCCCCUCAGCCGAGCCUCCUUCCCAGCACUCUACACUACCCCUCUUCCUCCCCACGGCUUCCAUGCUCCUUCAUAUGCAUUCCCUUCUCCAGAUUUAUUCCUUUCCGCUCUCAGAUUCGGUCAGUCGCAACCAAGCUUUGUAUUCUCCCCGUCAGGGCCUCUUCAAUCAUCCCUGCUGCAUCAUCAGCUUCUUGGAUUUUCGACCCCGUCUCCGUUUAUCAAACAAAAGUUCGCGCACGAAGAAAAUAUUUUACAGACCCUGCAUCAUUCGAAACCACUUCAUGGCUUUUCUCCGAGAAUUUGUAACCGUGAACCACCACCAAAGUGCUCGUACAACACCACAAAACCUUGGUGCAACGUGGACCACUACUACCCUUUGUUCGACAUAGAGGCUGACCUCCAUUACCACAGAAGAGGAGUGGCGGGUCUGUAUGCGGACGUGGCAAAUCUUGACACCACGAACUCUGUUGUUGGUCCACUCAAGCUAAUUGACGAAACCUACUUGUGUCCUUCACAAACUAAUUACAUUCGACCUCUGCGAGCCCAGGACAUUAAGGGAACGUGGAGAAUUAUUGUCAACGGCGUGAAGAUCGACAAUGAACAUCUAACCCAAACGGUGAGGAUGGAGGAGUGUCAUCACCAUGGGCUGCCAUGCCCUCUCUUGCCCCAUUGUUACUCGUCAACGUGUCUUCAGAAGUCGACCUUUCAACGAUUCUUGGUGUACGACCCUUGCGAUGCUCGAUUCCCCUUCGCCACGCAGACUUUCAAAUUCCCUACGUCCUGCUCAUGCCGACUGGACGAUUCUUACGUCAUCAAUUAACGUGACUAAAAUUCCUGCUGGUGUUGACUGUACGACUACCACGUCAUACACCAGCGGGGCCAAACUUCCUUCUGGUGUUGACUG